Sphaerulina musiva SO2202 is the source of this 1831-nucleotide messenger RNA. Its product is annotated as aminotransferase. Gene Ontology annotation, molecular function: pyridoxal phosphate binding. The record is from RefSeq and is a predicted model, not a curated record. The coding region runs from base 52 to 1491 and encodes 479 amino acids. Gene Ontology annotation, biological process: biosynthetic process. NCBI's taxonomy places the organism in Eukaryota, Fungi, Ascomycota, Dothideomycetes, Mycosphaerellales, Mycosphaerellaceae. The transcript has 9 exons.
CGACCCUACAAUCGCCACCAAGAUUGUGAUAAUAGUCUGAAUCCGUCAAGAAUGUCUGGCAUCGCUUUCAGAGGAGGCAACCAGGGCGAGCAUCCUCCGAUGCAAGGCCACAAGCCAACCACAACCAAGGCACGUCGCUUUUCAACCGCCCAAGGACCAAGUAAUGAUGAGAUCAAUUCCGCUAUUCACUUGCAAUUUCGUCAAGCUCAUGAAGGUCACAAGCCCCAUGCCGGGCUCGACCCAUCACGAGCCUCGACUGGUGUGAUCUGGUGCACAGAGCGAGCGUAUGAGCAUGGUUUUGCAGACGAUCCGUCCUCAUGGGCCAAUCUGGGACAGGGGGCUCCCGAAGUCGAUGACGAGAUUGAGGGUUGUUUCAAAAGGCCACAGACUAUUGAUAUUAGCAUGACUGGACGAGAAUAUGGUCCGACUGCCGGUAUCAAGCCUUUGCGCGAGGCCGUGGCCAAGUUGUACAAUGAGCAUCACCGCAAAGGAAAGGAGAGCCAGUAUACCUGGGAGAAUGUCUGCAUCGUUCCAGGCGGACGUGCUGGCCUUAUUCGCAUUGCUGCAAUUCUUGGCAAUGCCUACCUGGGCUUCUUCAUCCCGGAUUACACUGCCUACAACGAGAUGUUGUCGCUUUUCAAAAACUUCACUCCCCUGCCAAUCCCACUGAACAAGAACGACAAUUAUCAAAUCCACGCGGAGAAGAUCGAGGAUGAGAUUUCGCGUGGCACGUCGGUCAUUCUCACCUCCAACCCCCGCAAUCCUACGGGCAAGAUGAUUGCCAAGGGUGAACUGGCAGAGAUUCAAGACCUCUGCCGCGAUCGUGCGACGUUGAUUAUGGACGAGUUCUACAGUGGAUACAAUUACACCUCAGACUGCGAUGGCUCUGUGGUCAGCGCAGCUGAGAAUGUCGAAGACGUCGACGACGAUGGCGUGUUAAUCAUCGACGGUCUCACCAAGCGUUUCCGUCUCCCAGGAUGGCGCGUGGCUUGGAUUCUCGGCCCGAAGGAAUUCUGCAAAGCGCUUGGAUCGUGCGGUUCCUAUCUCGACGGCGGCACCAAUGUUCCCUUUCAAGAAGCCGCAGUACCAAUGCUCGAGCCCGACAACGUCCGCGCCGAGAUGAAGGCACUCCAGUUGCACUUUCGUAUGAAGCGUGACUACGUGGUGGAUCGCCUCCAGAAGAUGGGAUUCAAGCUGUCAUAUACCCCCGACAGCACGUUCUAUCUCUGGCUGAAUCUCGAGCAUCUCCCGCACUCCAUCAACGAUGGUUUGAACUUCUUCCAAGCCUGUCUCAGGGAAAAGGUCAUCGUAGUUCCAGGAAUCUUCUUCGACCUCAACCCGGCGAGGAGACGUGAUCUGUUCGACAGCCCAUGUCAUCACUACGUCCGGAUUUCGUAUGGACCCGUGCUGUCCACUCUGGUCAAGGGUAUGGAUGGUAUUGAGAGGGUGUUGCAGAAGCAUGGCGCCUACUCUGAUGAUGAGUCGGAAUAAUCGAUUGCACAUACAUGUAGAUGAGAUGAUGAGAUGAAGAUUGACAUAGACGCCUGAAAGGACGCGACGUUUUCAUCGGAUCGGUCAUUCUGUUGGCAUAGCAGCGCGGUCGCGAGUCACGGGAACACGUGAAUCUGGCGUUCCUUCCUCAAGUGAAGCAAGCGCUGCAGGCAGACGCGCCUCGAGGGGUCAAGCCCGUAGCAAUUUCAACUGCCCACCACCAAAUCCACUUUCUGGCUUUUUCUUCCACUUCUUCUUCGUCGUCGUCUUCUUCUUCUUCCUUGUCUUCGAACUCGCACUCAUCACAACGACAACCACGCUCACACAUCCGCAACCAACG